Penicillium soppii is the source of this 1725-nucleotide messenger RNA. RefSeq names its product NAD-dependent malic enzyme. Gene Ontology annotation, biological process: pyruvate metabolic process; malate metabolic process. The transcript has 8 exons. Gene Ontology annotation, cellular component: mitochondrion. Lineage: Eukaryota; Fungi; Ascomycota; Eurotiomycetes; Eurotiales; Aspergillaceae. The record is from RefSeq and is a predicted model, not a curated record. The coding region runs from base 1 to 1725 and encodes 574 amino acids. Gene Ontology annotation, molecular function: malate dehydrogenase (decarboxylating) (NAD+) activity; NAD binding.
AUGCCAGGCUCUGAUUCAAAAUUCAGUCAUCUGCCCCGCGCGGCGGUUGGACCUUUGACCUGUCCAUACGAGGGAUCAUCUGUUCUCCAAUCAUCACAGUUCAACAAAGGCUCUGCUUUCACAGAAGAGGAACGAUCAGCGUUCAAACUCCGCGGUCUCCUUCCACCGAAUAUACAAACACUGGAUGAACAGGUCGAACGUGCUUACCAGCAAUACAGCAGCAGACCGGAUGAUCUAGCAAAGAACACCUUCCUGUCUAGCAUGAAAGCGCAAAAUGAAGUGCUCUACUACAAGCUUAUCCAAACUCAUCUUAAGGAGAUGUUCAGUGUGAUUUACACACCUACCGAAGGAGACGCAAUCCAGAAUUACUCGCGAUUGUUUAGAAAACCCGAGGGUUGUUUCUUGAACAUCAAUGACCAAGAUCGCAUUGAGGAACAUCUUUCGGCUUUCGGGACUGGAGACGAUGUUGAUUAUAUUGUUGUUAGUGAUGGAGAGGAGAUCUUGGGUAUCGGGGACCAGGGCGUCGGUGCCAUUCUCAUAUCCGUCGCCAAACUGGUCAUCACCACACUGUGUGCGGGGAUUCAUCCAUCGCGACAACUUCCGGUUGUAUUGGAUUGCGGAACAAAUAAUGAAGAGCUUCUCAAUGACCAGCUGUACUUGGGUCUGCGGCAGCACCGUGCCAGAGGGGAGAGAUACGACGAUUUCGUGGACAAGUUUAUUCAAGCCGCUCGGAAGCGUUUCCCCAAAGCUUAUAUCCACUUUGAGGACUUUGGGUUGAAUAAUGCACGCAGAAUCCUUGACCGGUAUCAGUCACAGAUCCCAUGCUUCAAUGACGAUAUCCAAGGAACAGGAUGUGUCACCCUCGCUGCUAUGCUGGCUGCUCUUGAAAUUAGCAGUGUUAAAUUGGAAGAUGUGCGUGUGGUUAUCUUCGGUUCGGGCACCGCCGGUACUGGUAUUGCGGACCAAAUCACGGACACUAUUGCAACUGAAACGGGCAAGCCAAAGGACGAUGCUUCGAAGCAGAUAUGGUGUAUUGACAAGCCUGGCCUUCUUGUGAAAUCUCUUGGUGAUAAACUGACAGAUGGCCAACGAUCGUUCGCACGAGACGACAAGGACUGGCCAGACAACGAGCGAGACUUAGAGUCUGUUAUCAAGAAGGCCCAGCCUCACGUUCUCAUCGGAACAUCUACAAAGCCAGGCGCGUUCACCGAAAAUAUCAUCCGUGAGAUGGCACGCCACGUAGAGAGACCUAUCGUGUUCCCCCUAAGCAACCCAACACGACUCCACGAAGCGAAGCCCAAUGAUAUCUACAAAUGGACCGAAGGACGCGCUCUCGUGGCUACAGGUAGUCCAUUCCCACCAGUCAAAUAUAAUGGCAAGGAAUACGAAGUCGCGGAGUGUAAUAACUCAACUUGUUUCCCGGGUAUCGGGCUUGGAGCAGUUCUUUCUCAGUGUCGGCUUUUGUCUAAGAAGAUGCUCGUCGCAGCAGUGGAGGCACUCAAAGCACGGUCACCAGCUCUGAAAGACGCCGAUAAGCCGCUACUUCCUGAUGUUGAGGAUGUUCGUGAUAUCAGUGUGGACAUCGCAGCCGCGGUGAUUAAGUGUGCGGUGCAGGAAGGACUUGCGCAGCAAGAUGGGAUCCCUGACGAUGACUCGGAACUUCGGGAGUGGAUUCAGGUCCAGAUGUGGGAGGCUGGUUACAGACCUCUGGUUAGUAAGAAGUAG